GUUUUUUUAUUAUUACCCUGCUGAUCGUCUGUUGAAAUAGGCAGAAACUUGAACAAGUUUCAAUGUCACGGAUGUCAAAAACGCGGUGAUAACGUUAAUUUUGAUUUUUCUGCACACUGACGUACAACACAAGGCCUUAUGGCUGAUUUAAAGUUUGGAGAUUUUGUUGGAGAAUUUAUUCGGCUUUGGGAAACCCAAUUGGAAAUCAGCUGGGAUGCUGGAAAAGAAUUUGUAUGCAUGUCUGAGGAAGGACCACACCUGUCCUUGUUACCAGAUGAAUUUCUCCCGUCCUUGGACCGUCACCUAUUUCAGCUUAAGACACAGAUUGAAAAUGAUGUCAGUGGGCAAAAUGUAGAUGCUUUCACUAAAAUCGUAAAGGCUCUCUUCAUAGUGAGCAGAAACUUGGACAACAUUCCAUUUAUUGCAUCCUGUCAACUGAUUCCAUCAUGCAUAUCUGUUUCAUCAAAUAUUUUAACAUGCAUGAUGAGCAGACAACUAGAAAAGGAUGAAGUGGCUUCCGUUGUUUUAGUUUGCUUGUUCCUGGAAGCCCUUUAUGAUCCUUAUUUUAGCUACCGGAAGUCUAUAGUCAAUGAAACAGUUGACACAUCAAAAAUUAAGUAUCAUCCUGCCCUGCUGCAAGCAGAAGUAAUCCCUUUUAUCUAUGAUUGCUUUCAACAUUUGAAUGCCACCUCCAUUCCAGUGAUUGCUCUGAGUUUAUUGCAUCUAUUUGGAGGCAUCAUAAAAGGAGGAGAGCAUAAUGCAGCCAAAGCUAUAGCUCCUGCCACAGUGCAGCUUUUACAAAAAGCCUUUCUUAAUUCCAAUGACAACCUUCAAUUAGCCAGUGCCGUCUUACACUGUGAAACUGCUGUAGUGCAUACGUUGAUGAACACGCGACCUGAUCAGUGUCAAAUUGAGCUUGGUGAGGUGAUGGAAAUAUAUCAAAACACUGUAGGAUUAUUAGCCAAUCAAGAAGCCGAGUUAUUGAUUCAAAUAUCAACGAACCGAACACCGAUUCUUUGUCUCGCCGUGCAAUCAAUAGUUCAAUUUUUGCGACACCGGCGCCGAGAAUCGCUUCAAAUUCUUUUAGUGCGAACGGGAGUGGUCGACUUUUUAAUCAUGCUUCUUUUUGAUGCCAAAUUGAGUCCCGAGGACAAACGAGUAUUGGUUGUUUCUAUUAUCAGAGCCCUAACGGCUGUUUUACAAGAUAACAAACAAGCCCAGGAGCUGUUGUUAAGUAGUGGUGGUUAUCAAAAAUUGUUCGAGGCGAUAAAAUCUCUAGGAGAGCCUACGCGACUGAUGAUGGAUAGCCUGAUUGCCAUGGCAAAUGGUCGUGAUCACGAUGGCGGAGAAGAACGCGAGUCGAUGGUUCGCAACGUGGAGCCUAUUGCACACUUAGUAGAUUGGCUUCCUGAAAUCAACGACCAUGAGCUGCAAUUUGAAACUGCCUUGGCAAUCAAUCAGAUUUGCUCUUCUUCUCUUCAAAGCAAAGCGAUGUGCUGUCAGCGUGGUCUGCUUCGUCAUGUGAUUUCUGUUCUGGAGUUUCACGCUAAAUUAAACAUCCGAAGUAUCAAGCAAAUGUUGCGGUUGAUCCAAAGUCUCGGCUCCCAUUCAAUCACGGCAGCUGAACUGAAGCUAAUAUUACGACUCAUGAGGGACACCAACGACGAAGAGUUUCCGUAUUCUUCGUACGUGCUCCACUGCUUGUCGUCUAUGGCCAAAAAAGACGCUGCGUGUCAGGAAUGCCAUUACUACUUUGACAUCCAAUAUGAAACGGAAGGAAUCUCAAUUUCUGAUAUUGCGCAAUGGCAAAAUCCUGGGUAUGCACUUUCUGUAUGCUCGUGGCUGCGCUUGGAUGCUUUCGAAAAUCCGAGUUCCCCUGGCAGUAAUUACAGACGACAAUUUUUCAACUUGUCUUCGAACAAGGGCCACAGUUUCGAAGCUUUUUUCCUGUCUGACGGUACUUUGGUAGUAAGCGUCACUUGGAAAAAGGAAUAUACCACAGCCAUGGUUCACAGUGUGAUUUUAAACGAUCAUCAGUGGCACAGCGUCUGCAUUUCAUUUAUUCCAUCCAGACGCCUUUUCGGUCAAAGUCACCUUUCGGUUUAUGUGGAUGGCGCUUUGCGGUUGACGGUGAACGUCCGAAUCCCUCCAGUUGGUGAGACAUUUUCUUCUUUUACCAUCGGUGCUCCCGCCAUCUCAGACCAAGGCAAUUCAAAUAAACAGGAAAGCAGCAGUGCUUUUAGUCUUCCAAGGAAAAAGAGUGACGCCCGCUCGCCAGGAUUGUCGUCUCACAUUCCCAAUUAUUUCUCUCUGCCCAUAGCGCUCUCUUCACUAAAAACGCCUGCCAGCGAACAGCAUAAUGUAGAUCCUGAAGUCCGCAUAAUUCCCCAAGGAAGCCAAGAUUCGAUCUGGGGAAAGCCUACUUGUUUGCACGGCCAAAUUGGACUUUUUGCCUUGUUGCAAGACUCUUUGAACCCACAGAACGUUCGAACUUUUCACGAAGCCGGAGCGAAUAGUAUGUCAAUAUGGAACAGUGAAGACGCCAACCUCGAUGUUUUAGAAUUCUAUUCAAAGGUAGCAAUUUGUCUCUCCGCCAGAGCUCAUUACAAUUCGUAUUGUAUGGAUCUCUCAUCCACUCACCAAUUUAACGGAAGCACUAAAGCACCCGUCUGUACCGCAUGGGAUGUUAAGGAGGUUUUGAGCUGUAUCGGUGGCGUUCAAGCUCUUUUUCCCAUUUUAGAUACCGUCGUACAAAGCGACCUCGUAAAUCCACCUCUUACUGGUCCUUUGCUGAGUCCCGAUUCUGACAAACCCGAAGUUGAUGGAUGGGAAGUUCUGCCUUCCUCGUCGUAUGCAGAUUGGAAACUUGAACAGAAUCCAGUUUCUGGGUUCCUGUCAUUACUAAGGAAUGUUCUGCAUCAUCACUCAACCAAUACUGAUCAAUUGGUCAGAGGAUCUAACAUAGCGAUUAUUGGAAGCCUUAUGCAAAAGGUUCAGCCAUCAUUGAUCGAUGUGCAAGUUCUAAUGGCUGUUCAACUCCUAGUCGAAUUCGCAAGAGAUGCUCAAGACCCCGCAUUCCUACAAAGUCUCUACCAGCAUAUCCUAUUCGAUAUGAGGAUAUGGGGUAGAUCACAGUUCCACGUUCGUAUCGGCCAUGUGCAGUACUUGUCGAAUUUGAUUCACGAAGACCGACAUUCAUUCCGGAAAAAAUACGGCCCCCAGUACUUGCUGGAUGUAAUCAAACAGCAUUAUCAAAAUGACGACCAAUCCGAUUUGAGCAUCGAUGACAGAAAAACAAUGCGCCUAGCUCUACUAGGCAUUUUAAAAAUGUACAUAAAUAAGGAGAUUACCGCUGGCGACAUUUCUGCCAUCACGGGAUUUCUCUGGUCUGUUCGUGACAAUGAAAUGAUCACGGAGAUAUUGGAUGUUCUUUUAACUUACAUUGAAAAUAAGAGCCCAAAAGAUCAAUUUUAUUUGUUAAUGCUGGAGCCACGUUGUGCUGAAAUACUUUACGCUCUGUUACUGGAAAAAAUAUUUUCUAUCGAACUGCGGGAGAAAGUCUUAAAGUUGCUGAUCAACAUUCUUAAAACGGAUCGAGCCUAUGAAAAGAGUAAAGUACGACUUUACUUACACGACGUAGGAUUCCAAGGGCUACUCAUGCUUAUGCAAGGACAGCCGUCCAGCUUAGAAAUGACGCAUUUACUGACCGACAUCAUUCUUUCAAGAGAUCAUCCAAAUAGUUACACUGGAGCAAUGGCACUUGCCUUUUCUCUUGCUGAAGAAAAUCUGGAAAUCAAAUUGGAAUUCAGUAAAAGGCUUUUGGGAUUUAUGCUUUCGAGACCAAAUGCUCCUUCCACUUUUGUCAAACAAACUAGCUGGCAAGAGUGUAUUGCUCGCUUGUUGAUUCGGAAACCGAUCGCUUCUUCAGCCAACACGGGAAUAAAGCCAAUGGUACCGGAUUUGAUCGACCUAGAUGUGGAAGCAGCCACCUAUCGCGUAAUAUCUACUCCAACAGCUACCACACCCAUGUCUCCAUCUAAAAUGUGGCCAACUACUCCUUCAAUGAGAGAUUCAACUGGGCUGAACCUUGGUUUGGGUGCUACACUGGAACAGGACAUCAAAGAUGUUGCCGAAAGUGUUAGCAAUUUGGUGGCAGGUGCCGUGACUGGUAAUUUAAAUAAUAUUGCCAUUGCAACCGGCAAUUUACAAAAUGCUGCCGAAGUACUUACGGACAAUUUGCACAAUGUUGCAGGCAACUUGCAAACCAAUAUCCAUAGUGCCGUUAACAGCGCUUACAGUUUAUUUCGUCAGAAGACGCUUCAAGUACAAGGGAGUUUGGAAGAAUUAGGUGAGAAUACCAUUCAGCGACUGAAACGCCGCAGUCAAUCGGCUCAAGGAGCCCCUGAUACUACCGAUGCUACAGACACAGGAGCUUCAACAAAUUCUUCUCCUCGAUUGAAACAUCCUUAUAGAUUUUUAGUUGCCCCUCUUGAAGUGGCUGUUGAUGCAUUAAACAUCGAUCACAGUGACGAUGAUUGCCCAAGAAAUAACAAAAGGGAAUCUUCGGUGAGCAUAUCUUCACGAACAUCCGGACAAGUAACCUCAAAGAAUUAUAAUGACUUUGGUCCUAGCGAGAGUUUGGACGUUGAAACAUACAGUCUUAUCUCGGAAGUUUCUGGUCAGUGGUCAGGUUUAGUGCUUGACCCUACUUUGGAUCCGGAAGAGGAUCUCUGCUCGACAGUUCUUAGCAUUUAUCUUGUAUUACUUUGGCGAGGCAUCCCGGGUUGCUCGAAGGAUGAUUGGCGCGAAAGAAGCCAGAUUCUAAGUUGCAUCAAUCUUCUUGGUCUCAACAACGAAUUAUACCGUUCCCAUUUGGAGAUUAAACGGCGUUUAAUUGAAAUGAUCCUGCAAGCCGCUGGCAACGAAUUGAAACAACUAGCGGUUAAUGCGGCUUCCCGGAGCAACGUCUUGGUUAAUUGCCAAUACGCCGCUCGUUGGGUCUAUGACUUGGUUGUACUAGAUCCUCAUGAAGAUGAGGCUAAGAAGAUGUCGCUGAAACUUCUAGAACUUACCCUUGCCGUUUUUGACGUCAUGAAUAUUUUCCAAGAAGAAGAUUUUGCAUCAAGAAAAUCGACUGAAAUGUAUCACGUCGCUCUAGGGUUGCUUCUUCGAUUCGCAUCAAGUUCCAACUCGGAACUAUGCGCAAUUGCCGCUGCCCGACUUCAUGCUCUUAUUCAGUUCAAAAGCAAUCCGGAAAUAAACGAAGUUGCUUAUCUCAUCUUUAAUAUCAAUUCCAGUCUACUGGCUGUUCAAGGAAAGGAAGAUAGCUCCGACUGCUACGCUUGUCUAAUACCAAUCAUGAAAGCUGCUCUAGAAAAAGUUGGACCGGAAUUGGAAUUCGAGCCGAUAUGUUCAGCAUUUCCCGCAAAGCUUUUUGAUCAGUUUCAACAAGUCAGCCAAGAAGAAGCGUGGAAAACUUGGAUUGACGAAAAGAUUCGUCCGAGGAGCGAUCAGUUUCGCGCUCUUCAUCUCCAAGCACUACCCGAGAUCAUGAACAGAAGCUGGGCCGAGAGUGACGAGUUGGCGAUGUUAGCUGUACAUCGAAGAUGUCGAGAAGUCAACGAAUCCAAAAUCAAAUUUCAGAUGCAAAUCCUGGAUGCCUUCCGGAGUAAACAGUCCGAAGAGCAUGUCCGAUUCAAUGCCUUUUUGAGUCAUCAACGUGGUCACGCAUUGGUCAUUCGCAAGAAAUGGCGUCAGUUGAAACAAUUCCUUAUUGGACCUCGUGGCUCUUGGGCUCAGCGAGUCGACUCGGAGAAAAGGUGGAAGUUGUCGCUUUGCGAAAAUCGUUCUAGGAUGCGCCUCAAACUUGUACCAAAUCCACAUUUUGAUCCUCACAUCCAAGCUAGUCGACUGAGAGAUAAUGCAGGCAUUCAAGUGGACAUUCAAAGCCCAGAUUCACUCAAUUGCCUGUUGCCCAGCAAGGUGGCUAAUCAAGCGCUGAAACGCGCAUUCAAUGCUCAGGAGCCGGAAGACAGUUUAACGGAGGAAGAUUUUGCUUUAGCUGCUUCCCUAGAGAAAGAAGAGCUCAGUGAAGGGAAAGAGAAAGUGACGACAAGUGAAGAAUGCGAACUGGUUACACUGAUGUCAAUCGUUAAAGGCCGCUUAGAGAUAUCACGCGGCUGGAUCUGUUUCUGGGAUGCUGGCCUCGGUUGCGAAUCGGCUGAUAGAGAGCGAGCUGAUUUCAAAUUCGCACUCAGCCAAUUACAGGAAGUCCAUUUGCGCCGUUACAAUCUCCGACGUAGCGCACUUGAAUUUUUCCUCAUAGACCACACGACCUACUUUGUUAAUUUUAAUACCAAAACGCGUAAUCGAAUCUACAGUCGGAUUCUGAGUUUGCGCCCGCCCAAUCUGCUUUACUACAGUAGUAGAUCGCCAGCUGAUGUGCUCCGUUCAUCUGGACUAACCCAGCGCUGGGUUCAAAGAGAAAUCUCAAACUUUGAUUAUUUGAUGCAGUUGAAUACUAUCGCCGGUCGGACGUACAAUGAUCUGUCGCAAUACCCAGUUUUCCCAUGGAUCUUGGCAGAUUACCACUCCGAAACUCUGGACUUAACUAAUCCAACAACCUUUAGGGACCUAUCACGACCCGUCGGUGUCGUCAAUCCCAAAAAUGCCAAAGAAGUUCGUGCCAAAUACGAUCAUUUUGAAGAUCCUUCAGGUAUUAUUGCCAAAUUUCAUUACGGCACACACUAUUCGAAUGCGGCAGGUGUGCUUCACUAUUUAGUUCGAAUGGAGCCGUUUACUUUGCUGCACAUUGAACUCCAAAGCGGCAGAUUUGAUGUAGCCGAUCGACAGUUCCACUCUCUUAAUUCAACUUGGCGGUUGCUCAUGGAUAACCCCAAUGACGUCAAAGAACUGAUUCCGGAAUUCUUUUGCCAGCCUGAAUUCCUGAUCAAUAUGAACCGAUUAGAUCUCGGUAUUCUGCAGGCCACUAAGCAGCCGGUUGACCACGUUGAACUCCCCCCUUGGGCGAAAUCACCUCACGAUUUCAUCGAUCAACACCGCAAAGCACUGGAAUCUGAUCAUGUAUCAGCACACCUGCACGAAUGGAUUGAUCUCAUAUUUGGUUACAAACAAAGAGGACCCGCUGCGGUAGAAGCUCUCAACGUGUUCUACUAUUGCAGCUACGAGGGUGCAGUGGAUCUCGAUGCGAUAUCGGAUCCAGUGGAACGGCAAGCAGUGGAAGGGAUGAUCAAUCACUUUGGUCAGACGCCCUGUCAGCUUUUUAAAGAGCCUCAUCCGAUGCGUCUCAGUCAAAGCGAAGCUCUAGCCAAAUCCAAAUAUCCGCCUUCUAUAGAACUGUUCUUUGACGGGCUGUCAUGCGUUCACAUUGCCGAUUUGACUGUCGAAACGCGAGAUUCCAUCGUCUAUUUGGGCAUUCCUAAUUCGGAUAUCGAUUCUACUCGUAGUCGUGGCUAUGGCUCUCAAACAGCUUCCAUUCCAGACGUCUUGGUCAGUGUCAGUCGAUCCGGUUGCAUUGGCCUCCAUGCGUGGGCUUCUCAUGACAAAAUGCUGCCCUACGGGUUCUCCUUGGAACGCGAUCCAACGCUCAGCAAUCCUAGAAACCGGAGACGAAUCAACGAAUCUUUUCAUCCCAGUGUCAAGCUCAAUAGUCGAUUGAUUAGCGUCUCGUCUGACUGCAAAGUUUACGUCGGCGGCCAACUGGACAACAGUGUGAAGGUGUACGCUCUGCCACGACUGAGGCUGCUCAGUUCAGUCACCCAACACAUUGACAUCGUAACAUGUUUAGCACUGGACGAGAGCGGAUCUCAAUUGAUGACUGGAUCGCGUGACACCACUUGCAUCGUUUGGGAUCUGUCGUCCACGGUGCUCAAAUCCGUCCAGGUCCUCUACGGACACGACAAAACUGUCACGUGCGUUGGCCUCUCUACGUCGCUAGACAUGGCUGUCAGCGGAUCGCUGGACGGGACGGUGAACGUGCAUACCAUCAAAGAAGGGCAAUACAUCCGGACACUGCAUGCCGCCGGACGAGCCGACUUUGAUCGCAUUGUCAUCACCCAACUCUGGUUGUCUGAUCGAGGCGAUGUCGUCUUCGCUGCCGAAGAGAAAGACAAUUUUUCCAUCCAAUCCUACUCCAUCAACGGCGAAAGAAUUGGCCUCUCGUACAGUCCGUUCGCGUUUACCGCUUUAGCUUCGGCAAGUGACGGUUACGUAGUUUGCGGGGACUCUAAUGGUAAUGUAACCAUCAGACGCAUCAUCAGCUUAGUUCCCGUCUUUGACAUUCCAAUGCAAAGCUGUAUCGAAGAUUUGGUAAUGGCUCCUCGCAAUACCCAACUUUUAGUAGCUCUUCGAGAUGGCAAAGUAGUAGUUGUCGCACCCAAUAUUCCGCAAUAGACUCGACUCGUGACACGGAUGAGUGUUUCGAGUCGAUUAUAAAAGUCAUGAGCCUAGUGAUAUGAAUCAUGUCAAACGAACGAAACAUUUUUUUUUAAGUUAAACAUGUCCUGUGGAAACUUCCGAAAAUUUUAUGAUUGCGGAAAAUGUAGAGACUGCAAUUUUUUUUUCUUGUCUGUUUAUAUCAUGUCUGUGAAAUUGUCAAUGUUUUAUGUUCACUAAUCCAUCGUAUUUUCCCGUCAUUUGCGCGAUGCUUGUCGUGACUCUUCGAAGGGCUGUACAACAACCGUAAUGAAUUUUUUAAUAUCAUUUAAUAUCUGUUUUAAUUUAUGAUUAAGGCAGACACCGAUUGUAAGUGAUUUAAUACAUUCUAUUUUAUAAUUCAA
Messenger RNA from Daphnia pulex (common water flea), 8798 nucleotides. Its product is annotated as neurobeachin-like protein 1. Gene Ontology annotation, biological process: intracellular protein localization. NCBI's taxonomy places the organism in Eukaryota, Metazoa, Arthropoda, Branchiopoda, Diplostraca, Daphniidae. Gene Ontology annotation, cellular component: cytosol; membrane. Gene Ontology annotation, molecular function: protein kinase binding. Bases 139 to 8412 code for a protein of 2757 amino acids. The transcript has 43 exons. The record is from RefSeq and is a predicted model, not a curated record.